CUAAUGGAAUUCGAUCCGGAAACUAAAAGGACGGGUCCAGUUACGACCAAAAUCAUAGCUGCCUUUUUAAUUAUGUUUGAGCGAAGAAAUUUAUUUCCAAAAGCAAUUGACGAUUCGAUAAGUUUAUUUGAAAACCUAAAGACGUAUCUGAGGGAAAUCUUGAGUGUAGAUUCUGAAGAAUAUGAUGAGAUGAUGAAAACCAUGGUUGAAGAAAUGAAGGAAUACAAUAGCUAUGCCC
Molecule: messenger RNA, 238 nt
Organism: Acaulospora morrowiae
Lineage: Eukaryota; Fungi; Glomeromycota; Glomeromycetes; Diversisporales; Acaulosporaceae
Source: the annotation of a GenBank genome assembly